This is a messenger RNA of Colossoma macropomum (tambaqui), 5324 nucleotides long. RefSeq lists its product as uncharacterized. Gene Ontology annotation, molecular function: protein-lysine N-methyltransferase activity. Gene Ontology annotation, biological process: peptidyl-lysine methylation. Lineage: Eukaryota; Metazoa; Chordata; Actinopteri; Characiformes; Serrasalmidae. The coding region runs from base 126 to 4988 and encodes 1620 amino acids. The transcript has 17 exons. The record is from RefSeq and is a predicted model, not a curated record. Gene Ontology annotation, cellular component: cytosol; cytoplasm.
UUGGGAGUGUCUUACAUGAUGCUGUUUCUCUAUAACCUUGCCUUAAGGAAGCCUGAAGAUGCAGUUGGAGCACCAUUACCUGGAUACUUCUGGAGAACCACUGACUAAAGUGCCAAGACAUUUGUAUGGACAGAGUUUGCACAGAGAAGGGUGUGAAAGAGGACAGCAUGGGAACCGAGGAUGAAAAAGAAGAAAAUGAGAAGCAAGAAGUGCAUCAGAAACUCUGGCAACCAAGUUUCUACAUUAAAGUUGAUAAGGAGAUUCACUACUUUGCUGGUCAUGAAAUCAGUAUCUGGCAGUCUCUUGACUCCUACGGCGGCAUCAUAUGGCCAGCGGCAGUGGCCCUAUGCAAAUUCCUAGAAACACCAGCAGGCCGAGAGCAGAUCAAUCUACUUGACCAAGAAACUCUAGAACUUGGGGCAGGCACUGGUCUGCUGUCUGUAGUGGCAACAUUGUUGGGUGCCAAAUUAACAGCUACAGAUCUGCCAGAUCUCUUGAGCAACCUGAGAUGUAACUUGAAUCGGAACACAAGAGGUCAUCGGAGGCAUGAACCUCAAGUGGCUGCGCUGUCCUGGGGUCAUGAACUUCAGCAAAGUUUCCCUCACUCAGAGUACCAUUACGACUAUGUGCUGGCAGCUGAUGUGGUCUACCAUCAUGAUUUCCUGGAUGAGCUGCUGGUUACCAUGCAAUAUUUCUGUCAACCAGGCACAACUCUGAUCUGGGCCAACAAAGUUCGUUACCCAUCGGAUUUGGUCUUCAUUGAGAACUUCAAGAAGGCCUUUAAUGUCACACUGCUAACAGAGUUGGAUGAGGUAAGGAUUUACUUGGCAGUCUACAGACAACUAGAUGAGGAAGAUGACCGUAUGAAAAGCAUAAACAAAAAAGAAGAGAUGGAAAACAGGCACAAUUACAGGAAUGAAACAAAGAGAAGUGAGCAGGCAAAGCUGAGAACACAGGAAUGCAGAGAAGCAAAGGAAAAGAGUGAAAGCCAAGGAAGCCAUGCAGAUUACCCCACAGGAGAGGAAAGUCAAAAUGAAAAAGAAUCCAACAAUGGUUCUGUCAAGAAGGACAUGGAACAUGACACAAAAGAGAGACGAAGUGAAGAUGCAGCAUUUGACCAGAAAGUGGAGGAUGAGGAUCAUGAGCCUCAGAAGGAGGAGAAUGAGCAAGAGAAGUACAUUGGUGAAAAGGUCAGAGAAUCUGCAGGUGUGAAGAAAGAUGAAGAAUCCCAGGAAUCAACUUCUAAUGCUCAUACAGGGGAAAGAUCAGAUUGCUUGGAGACAAAUGGACAGUCAGCUUAUCGGAGGGCUUGGGAACCCAACAUGUACUACGUGCCUGGCAAAGAGAUCCACUACUUCUUGGGUCACAAAAUAACUAUAGAGGAAUCCAUCGAUUCUUAUGGUGCCAUGAUAUGGCCAGCGGCGGUAGCUCUUUGUAAAUUCCUGGAAACACCAGCAGGUCAACAACAAAUCAAUCUACUAGAUAAGUCAGUUCUGGAGAUUGGAGCAGGCACUGGUCUACUGUCAGUUGCGGCCACAUUGCUUGGUGCCAAAUUAACAGCCACAGAUCUGCCAGAAAUCUUGAGCAAUCUGAGAUUUAAUCUGAAUCGGAACACGAGGGGGGUCCGGAGACAUGAACCCAAAGUAAUGGAACUAUCGUGGGGUCAUAUGUUAGAAGAAACCUUUCCACGGUCCACUUAUCACUAUGACUAUGUUUUAGCAGCAGAUGUGGUCUAUCAUCAUGGCUUCUUAACUGAGCUUCUGGUCACAAUGUAUCAUUUUUGUCAGCCUGGCACAACAAUCAUCUGGGCCAAUAAAAUACGCUACCCAUCUGAUCUGGUCUUUGUUGAAAACUUCAAGAAAACCUUCAAUGCUACAUUGAUAGCAGAGUUGGAUGAGGUACGGAUUUACUCUGCAACCUACAGAGCACUAAUUGAGGAAGAUGACCUCAUGGAAAACAUGACCAAAGAAGGGAUGGAAAAAGUACACAAUUACAGCAAUGAAGAAAUGCGAAAUGAAGCCCAACAAAAAGAGGAAGGGGUGAAAAAACAGGAAUACAGAAAAUCAAAAGUAGAGAGCGAGAGCCAAGGGAACCAUGGAGAUAAACAGAAUCCAGCAGGAAAGGAAACACCAAAUGAAAAAGACUGCAACAAUAGUUGUAUCACUGGGGACACAGAAGUUGAUAAAAGAGAGAGAGAAAGUGAAGAUUUAAUGCUUCAAAAGAAAGAGGAGGAUGAGGAACAUGAGCCUCAGAAAGAGGAGGAUGAGGCACUUGGGCCUCAGAAAAAGGAGGACAAGCAAGAAGAGUAUGUUGGAAAAAAGGACAGAGAAUCCGAAGGUGCAGAGAAAGAUGAGGAAUCUCAGGGUUUUAUUGAAUACAAAUCAACUUCUAAUGAUCAUAUGGAGGAAAAAUCAGCUGAUGCAGACUGCUUGGAGACAAGUGGGCAGUCAGCUAAUCGGAGGGCUUGGGAACCCAAAUUGUACUACAUACCUGGCAAAGAGAUUCACUACUUCUUGGGUCACAAGAUCAGUAUAGAAGAAUCUAUUGAUUCUUAUGGUGCCUUGAUAUGGCCAGCGGCGGUGGCUCUUUGUAAAUACUUGGAAACCCCAGAAGGACAGGAGCAAAUUAAUCUACUAGAUAAAUCAGUCCUGGAGAUUGGAGCAGGCACCGGUCUACUGUCAAUUGUGGCCACAUUGCUUGGUGCCAGAUUAACAGCCACAGAUCUGCCUGAAAUUUUGAGCAAUCUAAAAUGUAAUCUGAAUCGGAACACCAGGAGUGUCCGGAGACAUGAACCUCAAGUAAUGGAACUAUCUUGGGGUCACAAGUUAGAAGAAACCUUUCCACCGUCCACUUAUACCUAUGACUAUGUUUUAGCAGCAGAUGUGGUCUAUCAUCAUGGCUUCUUAGAUGAACUUCUGGUCACCAUGCAUCAUUUCUGUCAGCCUUGCACAACAAUCAUCUGGGCCAAUAAGAUACGCUACCUGUCUGAUCUGGUCUUCGUUGAGAACUUCCAGAAAACUUUCAAUGCCACACUGAUAGCAGAGUUGGAUGAGGUCCGGAUUUACAAGGCUACACAUAAGUUUUCAGAUGACAAUAACGCUGUAAAUAGAGUCAUAAAGGAAGAGGAAGGGAAAGACAAGGAGGAAGAGAACUGUGGAGAAGACAAAGAGCACGAGGAGAAAGAAAAGAAUGAAGCCUUGGAGAAAGUUCAAAAAGAUGGGAUGAUAGAGCAGGAAGUGGAAGAACAGUAUCAUAGAGAACCUCAAGAGAACAAGGGGCUCCAACCUACAGCAGGUGAACCACAAAAGCUAGAGGAAGAUAGAAAACUUGCAUGCCAUAGAUCACGUACACAGAGUGUACCCCAGCAGAGCAAAGAGAUUCACUACUUUGUGGGUCGCGAAAUCAGUCUUGAGGACUCCACUGAUUUCUGUGGGGUUCAGAGAAGGCCAGCGGCACUGGCACUUUGUAGGUUUCUGGACUCAUCAGCUGGUCGCCAGAAAAUCAAGCUUCUUGAUAAGACAGUUCUGGAGCUUGGAGCAGGCACUGGCCUUGUUUCAAUUGUAGCAACUUUACUGGGUGCCAACGUAACAGCUACAGAUCUACCAGAGGUUUUGAGUAGUCUGAGAUGUAACCUGAAUUGGAACACAAGGCACCAUCGGAGGCAUGAACCUCAAGUGGCUGCGCUGUCCUGGGGUCAUGAACUAGAGCAAAGGUUCCCUCACUCAGAGUACCAUUACGACUAUGUAUUAGCAGCUGACGUGGUCUACCAUCAUGAUUUCCUGGAUGAGCUACUGGUUACCAUGCGAUAUUUCUGCCAAUGGGGCACAAUUCUGAUCUGGGCUAAUGAGGUCUGUUACCCAUCUGAUCUGGUCUUCACUGAGAACUUCAAGAAAGCCUUCCAUGCUACACUGAUAGCAGAGUUGGAUGAGUUGAAAAUUUACUCAGCUACCACCAAAGAAUGGGGAACUAGGAAAGAAGUUGUAGUUGAAAAAACAAAUCUUAAUAAGACUGUGUUUAAAGAAGAAGAGAACCUUGAUUAUCAUAUCUCAACAGACAAUGAGAUGACACAAAAACUUCAAGAAAGAAAUGGUGUUGUCAUAAAUCAACAUGGAGGUGAAAUGAAAGGAGAGGAACUGUCUGAAGAAGUUCAAGCGAUAAAUGAUAGAGAAGAGAACAGGACAGAAUGUUUCAUGGAAUCUCAGAAAAGCAUCAGAGAGCAUGAGAGGGGUCAUAUACAGUUCGAAACAGAAAUUACAGAUAAAGAUGAAGGAUAUGAAGAGGAGACAGCAGAUGAAUCAAGAACUGAAGUAACAGAUUUUAUUAACAGUAACAGAGGAAAGAAGAAGUCAGUCUACCAAAAGGUCUCAGAAAUGGACAGGAAGCUUUGCGAAGAGAGGUACUACUUUGCUGGACAUGAAAUAAGAAUCAUUGACAGCUUUGAGCCCUAUGGACCUACCGUUCGGCCAGCAGCCUUGGCUCUCUGUAAAUUCCUGGAGACCAAUCCAAAGCAGAUAAACCUUAAAAGUAAAGCUGUAUUGGAACUUGGGGCAGGUACAGGUUUGGUGUCUAUUGUGGCCAGUCUCUUAGGGGCCUGGGUGACAGCAACAGAUAAACCAGCUCUCCUUGACAACCUGUCCAGCAACCUGUCUAGCAACACAAGAGGACUCAGCAAGCAUGCUCCACAAGUGGAGGCACUGUCCUGGAACAAUAACCUAUCCCGGUCCUUCCCUCGUGCAACGUAUCACUAUGAUGUUGUCCUUGCAGCUGAUGUGGUAUAUCAGCACAACCUCUUUGAUGAUCUGCUCGCCACCAUGCACCAUUUCUGCCAGCCUGGCACAACCUUGAUCUGGGCCAACAGAGUGAGGACUCAGACCGAGACCACCUUCACUGAGUGCUUCAAAAGAACCUUCAGCACCACAUUGCUGGCACAGAUGGGGGAGGUGGAGAUAUAUAUGGCAAAGACUCAUGGACAGCGAUGGAAAAUAUAGCAUCACUGUCAUAUCAAAACUAUGCCUGCUAGAAAAACCAGCAUAGACCAGCAUGGCUCGUCACCAGCAAAACCAGCAUAUGUUGUGCUCUGUAUGCUAGUCAACCAGUAUGACCAUGUAUGCCCAGCUGAACCGGCUUUAGACCAGCAUAGAAUACGUGCUGAAAACAUGCAUUCCAUGCUGAUCUGUGCUGUUCUUUUCUCAGCAAGAAUGUAUUGCCUUUUUUUCCUAUUUUUAUUUUUGUACAUGAUUUGAGCAGCUGCUCUUUCUAUUGUAUGAACUUCUCAUGAUGAAAUGUACCAAAAAUGGUCUUAUACAAUAAAAUAUUGUAUUCAA